Molecule: messenger RNA, 1631 nt
Organism: Anopheles stephensi (Asian malaria mosquito)
Lineage: Eukaryota; Metazoa; Arthropoda; Insecta; Diptera; Culicidae
Product: carnosine N-methyltransferase
Exons: 7
Coding region: 360-1502 (380 amino acids)
Molecular function (GO): S-adenosylmethionine-dependent methyltransferase activity
Source: RefSeq, a predicted model, not a curated record
AGUUGGAAAUGUCAUGCGUGGCACAUAUUCAUCCGAUGGCGAACAACAAAUUAUGCUGAAUUGUGCAUUAAAUUGGGUAAAACUAGAAGUCGGAGCGUGUUUCAGUUUCUGUAGUCAUUGCGAGUAGAGGCUUUUCCUAAUUUGGUGAUAAAAUUAAGCUUUUUUGCAAACAAACAUCCGCAACGAAUGUGAAGCUGUCAACCCUCUAUGAUAAAUCAACACCAAAAGUGCAUCUCCCUCAGCUGUCAAACCAGCUGAGGUGCAUUUGUUUUUAUUUGCAAUCGCUGGAUACGCCGCACACAAAACAGUCUAGGGGGGGUUUCUGGUUUAUAUUCCAAAAACACCACAUAUCAUCGGCCAUGGAAUCGUCCUCAUCUUCUAACAAUACCAAAGAACCAUUAAUUGACGAUGCCGACACGAGUGUUGUCGAGGAUAUGGAAGAGGAACGACGGAACUUUUUCAAAAUCAUUGCCGCCUUCAAGUACUACCGGCACAGCUCAAUGGCUGAACUGAAGCGAAAGGAAAGCUUUCUACAAACGCUACCACCGGCACACCAGAAGAUGCUUUCGAACUACCGGGAGCAUCUGCAGAACCUGAAGCGCUGCAUCGAGGUGAAUGCGCAAGUUAUAAAGCAAAUCAUUCAGGAUGCCAACUGUCUGUUUCAAAAUGCGGACCACAAUAUCGAGCCCGAUCUGCAGCCGUCCGACGGGCUGAAGCUGCGCUAUCAGGACUUUCAAAAGGUACAAAUAACGAUGAAACAAAUAUUUCGCGACUGGAGCGAACAGGGCAAACUGGAGCGAGACCAAUGCUACACACCAAUAAUAGACGAGAUUAAGUCAUUUUUCGAUCCUGCUAAAUAUGACCUCGCAAAGGUGAAAAUAUUGGUGCCCGGUGCGGGGCUUGGUCGGCUGAUUUACGAGCUUGCCUGCCAGGGGUUCUACUGUGAAGGAAACGAAUUUUCUCUCUUCAUGCUGAUUGCGUCCAACUUUGUAUUAAACAGAUGCGUUGUUGCCAAUCAAUGUACAAUCUAUCCCUGGGUGCACCAGUUUGUGAACAAUCUGUCGCAGCAGAACCAACUCGUUCCGGUCACGUUUCCCGAUGUGAGCCCAAGGAAAUUCCCACCGAAAGGCACGAUGAACAUGGUAGCUGGAGACUUUUUGCAGGUAUACCGCGAUGAGGAUUACUGGGAGUGUAUAGCUACGUGCUUCUUCAUCGACUGUGCUAAUAACAUUAUCGAGUUUGUGGAAGUGAUUAAGAAGAUAUUGAAACCCGGUGGGAUAUGGGUAAAUUUGGGUCCACUGCUGUACCACUUCUCCGAUGUGCCAGGGGAGGGUAGCAUCGAACCUACGUACGAAGAUCUGCUUGAAAUUAUUCGCUCUCUCGGAUUCAUCAUUCUGAAAAAUGAAACGAAUGUAGUGACGACGUAUUCUCAAAACCCCAACUCCAUGCAUCAAAGCCACUACAAUAGCAUAUAUUUGGUUUGCCAGAAGCCCAUCAAUUGACCUUAUGCCAUCGCGCUAAUCGUGUCACGAUUACUGUGCACUUUGCCUCAGAUCCAAUGGUUCUACAGGAUAUAUAGACAAAUAUAUAAUGAUUUAUUUUGCAACAACAGCUUCGCAAGAACAAGUGGA